UCAGUUAGCUGACAAAAUGCCUUCGACUAACGUGCUACUUUUCCUUGCAAUGGCAUUUCUCUGCCUAUUGUCAGUCAAUGGUGAAGAUCAGGAUAAGAACGUACUAGUGGGUUCAAAUUUUACUCUUCAGUGUACCGGUGAUGGAAAAUUAACUUGGUCCUUUGAACCCGAACUCCUCAUAGAUAACACUAAGAGUUUCGAUGAACAAGGAAGCCGAUGGGCACUCCUAAACUUCGGCCAGACGUUAGUAAUUUUCAUAAAAAGCGUCACUUACCAAGACACAGGAAAUUACGUUUGUUGGGAGGAUGGAGUCAAAAAGAGCUCAACGUAUUUAUUUGCCAAUGAUCAAGACGAAUGCGGACAACUGUUGGUUCCUCUCCAUGAAAGCGAGUCAACGCAAUUUAUGGUUUACCUUGGCGAGAGUUUUUGGAUUCCAUGUAGAGCAACUACGGAAAAUGCCACUAUUAUUCUUGAUUACGUUCCCUCGGGUAAUCAAUUUGAUUACAACCCAAAAAGAGGAUUUUACGUACCGGACCCAACUUUAUACGAGAGUGGCAUUUGGGAUUGUCGGGCUGUGAUGCCUCCACACUGCCCUCAGCGUGAUGCAGCACACACUUUCCUUGUGCAUGUCACUGGAGACGAUAAGGAAUCAAGACCAAGAAUUGUAGAGCUUGAUAACACUGAUAAAGUGGAGGGUUCAAACGUGCAUCUAAAUUGCUAUUUUUCCACGGAUAACAAACUUGAAGAAUUAUUCUGGGUUCAUCCAAAUGGUUCAACGAUCCAAACAAUUGACCGAUUUCUUGUUGACAAAAUCGCCUACAAAACAGGCCGCGAAGCUCAUCCUUUUGAUAUCUCAACGGAUUUACAUAUCUAUAAUUUCUCACCUGAGUUUGACAGUGGUACCUACACGUGCACACUACAAAGUGACGAAAAUUUGACAGAUAGAAUUUUGCUUUAAAAGUCACCUUUAGGCUGAUGAUUCGUUUAUAUUUCUUUUCGGGUAAACUAUGCCCUCUUAAUCUCUUUUACAUUUUAAUCCCUUUAUUAAACGUUAAAAUAUUUCAGUUUUUUUAAAGUCAUUUUUAUUUUUCAAUAACAAUAGAAUUGAGUUACAUUUAUUUUACAAUGGCUAUCCCCAUAAGGCAAUACAACUAGGUCUCAAUUGUAAUUAAACUAUCCCCAUGUGUUUUUUGCAAUUCGAACUUACCGAACUUACGAGUUAAUUUUAAGCAAAUCUGUUUGUAGAGUAUUAAAGUCGUCUUAAUACUUUAUUUUCAAUAUAAUAUUAUUGGUGGUCAAAAUAAUCAUUUAAAAUUGUGAGGAGAGAAUAUAUAAAUAAGUGCUUACAAAAAUUAUGUUUAUACUAAAUCAACCUAAUUUCAAAUAUGUUUACUUUAAGAUGAAUAACAGCAGCAGCAGACUAUAUGCGCAGCACGCGCUGCUUCUUAAAUCUUUUAAUAAUAGCGUGCCUCGUUGAACCAGAUUUAUCUAUUGAGGUGUUAAAUUGUAAAGCUUGGCGUUGUGCACUCAGUUUCCAGGUAGCGACACGUUGAGUCUCACGUUACUAUUCACAUUCCACCUUUCCCAAUAAUAUUAAAGUAACCAUUUUAUAGAACGAACAAAGUGUCACCCCUGCAUUUGUUGCUUAAAAUAGAAUACCUGUAAAAUAAUUUAAGAGAGCGUCAUCACCAUCAGCAAAAUAGAGCUUGUGGGGGUUAAAAGGUGGAUAUGCUGCGUGGAUUUAAACUUCCCAACAAUUCGUGUUUGAGCGGUGACUUUAUUUAGCCAGUUGAGACAGAAUUGAACUGUGGAAAUGCACAUCGAAUUAAUUACUUGAAUAACAUAAAUAUCAUUGUGAAAAUAUUUCUUAACUAUAGCAGAUUAAAUCUCAAAAACGUAUGAACAAUAGUUUUGGCAAUAAACGAAUAUAUGAACACAUUAAAAACAUCAAAAGAUAAUAAUAUAAAUAUUUCACCCCUAGUCGGGUUCCAAUAGUUUGUGUCUUACACGCGCGCUCAAAGCGGCCUUGCGCGGAUUACUAAAUUACAAGCGUGCACGCACUGUAAAUCAAUUUAAUAAUAUUUCAAUAAAAUGCAAUAAAAAUAUAAACCAAU
Messenger RNA from Cloeon dipterum, 2114 nucleotides. Its product is annotated as platelet-derived growth factor receptor-like protein. The transcript is spliced from 7 exons. The record is from RefSeq and is a predicted model, not a curated record. Bases 17 to 958 code for a protein of 313 amino acids. Lineage: Eukaryota; Metazoa; Arthropoda; Insecta; Ephemeroptera; Baetidae.